UUUGCGGACACAGGGGGUUGCCCUAGGACCCAACCGUCGGCGACGUGACAGCUAUAUUGAUAUAGCACACACAGGCACAAGGAAAGCUGACCGACUCUCCGUCCCGCGUUGAGUUCUACGGAUCCUGUGUGUUAGUCUCUGCUGUCUUCAAUUGAUCAGCUAGUAGGACCAUGUCUCACCACGAUCAGCAAGUGUGCACCACGCUAGGCUACGUGUGGAGCACUCGGGACAGACUGGGAUACGGAGCAACCGGCACUGUAUACGUUGGAUAUAACAAGUCCAAUGGAGAGAGGGUGGCGGUAGAAGGUGUUUUCUGGCUCGGCAGAGUUCAAGUCCCUCAAGAGGGAGAUUGAUGUUGUCCGUUCUCUCCCCAACCACGAAAACAUUGUCAUGCUCUUUGGUGACGAGGAGGAGGUGAAGUACAAGUACAAGGUGAUCAUUAUGGAGCUGUGUACAGGAGGCAGUCUCUACGAGGUCAUAGACUCUCCUGAGAAUGCCUAUGGUCUGGAUGAACCUCAGUUCAAACAACUCAUCUAUGACGUAGCAAAGGGACUAAGUCAUCUGCGAGCUCAUAACUUUGUCCACCGAGACAUCAAGCCUGGUAACAUCAUGAGAUGUGGAACUCAGGAUGGC
This is a messenger RNA of Geodia barretti, 633 nucleotides long. NCBI's taxonomy places the organism in Eukaryota, Metazoa, Porifera, Demospongiae, Tetractinellida, Geodiidae. The record is from the annotation of a GenBank genome assembly.